AUGGCGCCGCCAAAUCGACACGGCCAUGAUCAGCAGCCCCUCCUGCACGACGACCACCACCACCAUGACGUCGAGGCCGAUUCCCGCUUCACCAUCGACGAUGACAUCGGCCACAAUGACGACAGCAACGACGUCGGCCCCCAGAGAUCUGCUCGGGCAAACGCCGCACCAAAGUAUCCGCCGCUGCCGCCCUCUUACGACGACACCAUGCGCAUAGACUCGCAGUCCUCAAAGUGGAACCCUGCCUCGUGGUUUACCCUCUCGCGCACCACCAGAGAACACCUCCAGGCAUGCGUACCCCGCUCCGCCCGCAACGGACAGGGCCUCUCGGGCCUCCUCUCGGCCAUGUUCGCCAGCAUGCCCCGCUGCUGGCCCGCUAACCGCUUUGCACAGGCCAGCAUCUUUAUCCUCGGCCUCUGGAUCAUUGUCAUCUUCACCGGCCCCAGCCUCUACGACUCGGCCACCGGCACAAACUCGCCCGUCAUCCACCAGGACUGGGACUACAAUCACCUCCCCGAGUCCAGACCCGCACCCCUCAAGGGCGACGGCAAAAUCGUCCAGGAAGCUUCCUGGAAGCUGCAGGGCUGCAUCACACAGAGCGAACCGGUCAACAGGGUCCUCUGCACAGAGACUGCCGCCUUUCUCCUCGAUCCCAACAAGGCAAAAGACAGCUUCAGCUCCACGGACUCGAUCUUUGUCGACGUCGACCCGUCCCGGAGCGGCCGCGAAGAGCCGGCUGGCAGCGUUCCGGGAACCAUCGAGUUCGUCCACGAAGACUAUCCCGGCUCGGACCGCGGCGAAGCCAAAGGCAUGGUCCAGGUCGAAAUCACCGCCAAAUACGACCAGAAGUACAAGUUCCUCUUCGACAAGAGCUUGGUGGCAAAAACCAAGCGGGGCGUGUUUGACGAGGGCGUCGAGAUCCUCACCUACGCCAAGGCCGGCUCGGAAGACAAGAGCCCGCUCGUCUACAAGCUCCGCGUCCGCAUCCCCAAGGGCAUCAACGUCCCCACCAUGAACUGCGACGCCGGAGCGUCCAACAUCGACGCCCUCUUCGGCGUCGAGACCGAGUCAGGCUCUGUCCACGCCCGUGGAGGCGCCAAGAAGCGCACCCGCGAGGCACUGCAGAAGAGGGAUAACCCCUGGGACGGGAGCUUCUACUUUGGCAAGUUCCACGCCAAGACGCAGCUCGGCCACAUGUCGGCGUCCAACAUCCACGCGCUUGCCGAGAUUGAGCUCAGUGCGACCAACGGCAACCUCAAGGUCGGCGGCAAGCUCGUCUCUCGUCACGUCGGGGCACGGUCCGCCAAUGGACACAUCACCCUCAGCCCUGGAGCGAUCGUCGAGGCCUACUCCGACGUCCUCAUGCAGACGUCCAACGGGCGGAUCAGCCUCGAGAAGGACUCGUCGAUCCGGGCGACGACGAUCCGGGCAGAGACUGCCAACGGCCCGAUCGAAGCGUCUGAUGCGACGCUCCACGCCAACCACACGCUCUCACUCCACUCGGACAAUGGGCGCAUCGAGGCGGCCGUGUCGGUGCAUCGCGCGGACCUGUCGAGCCUCGACGGACCAGGCCUGGAGCCGACUGAGGUCGUUUCGGUCGAGGCCACUUCGGCCACGGGACCCAUCAAGCUCACGUACAAGGAGCACGAGGCCGGCGUGCCGCUCCACUCGAAAGCGGUGAGCGAGCUGGCCAAGAUUGAAGUGCACCACCACAAGGAGUUCCAGGGAGCCUGGGACCUGCGCGGCGCCACCCAGUCCAAGAUCCGGGGACCGGGAACCAAGGACGGUGCCCUCGACAGCGGGCGCAAGAGGCGGUUCGUCGUCGACGCCGACAACUUUGGCUGGAUCAAUCGGCACGCGCGGGGUCGCAUCUGGUGGGAGCGCGAGGGGCAACAGGGGCAGAUUCUGGCCGGGGCGCGCUCCCAGCUCGCCACGCAGCUCGGCAUGGCGAUGGCCUUUUUCGAGUGA
Molecule: messenger RNA, 1968 nt
Organism: Pseudozyma flocculosa PF-1
Lineage: Eukaryota; Fungi; Basidiomycota; Ustilaginomycetes; Ustilaginales; Ustilaginaceae
Exons: 3
Coding region: 1-1968 (655 amino acids)
Source: RefSeq, a predicted model, not a curated record